CUUUCUUACAUGUGAUUAAAUGAUCGUGACUGUAAAACAAAUCAAUCAAUUUGUCUAUCUGAAAAUUCAUAGGACCAAGGAGCUAAAUGCCUCCUUCCUGUUCAGUCUUGGCCAACAUCAUAUUUUGAUCAGAUUUUGAAAUCUACUAGAGUUACGUGGCCAGAUGAGAAGACCUGAGUAGAGUUUGACAAUGGAGGCAAGAUCCAUAGUUAUUGGUGUGGAGGGAAUGACGUGCCACUCCUGCGUUCAGGCCAUUGAACAGCAUGUUGGGAAGAUGAAUGGCAUCCAUAACAUCAAAGUAUCUCUAGAAGAUAAGAAUGCCGUCAUUAUUUAUGACUCAAAACUGCACACUCCAGCAACGCUGCAGGAAGCAAUAUAUGACAUGGGGUUUGAUGCUACAUCAGCUGGUUCAAACCCACAACCUGUUUUACCUGACACAAUUUUUCUUACUAUUCCUACUCAAUCAGCUCUAACAUCUAAAGAGCUUCGUAGUGCGCUGCUGAAGAACAAAGGUAUCCUGGAUGUUAAGAUGUCUUCUGAUCAAAAAUCUGCAGUGGUGACUUUCCUUUCUUCGGUUGUAAAUGGCAAGCAGAUUGUCCAAAUGGUCCCAGGAGUGGGCUUAAGUAUUUCACCACCAGAAGUAACUCCAGGAACAUGUGAAGAUCCCAGCUGGUCUCCUGCAAGUAGUGUUUUGUUGCGCCUGAAAGUGGACGGGAUGACCUGCCAUUCCUGCACUAGCACUAUUGAAGGGAAGAUUGGCAAAUUGCAAGGAAUUCAACGGAUUAAAGUGUCCUUGGACAAUCAGGAAGCUGUUGUUGUGUAUCAGCCUCAUCUAAUUACAGCAGAAGAGAUCAAAUGCCAAAUCGAAGCUGCAGGUUUCACAGCAUCUUUCAAAAAGCAGCCUAGACCUCUUAAACUCAACGCUGUUGACCUGGAAAGGUUGAAGAAUACUCAGACCAAAACUUCUGACACAGCACCACUGAAAGAAAACACAAGAAAUGUGAAUGAUACAAAGACUGCUGUCUUCAGAAUCGAUGGCAUGCACUGCAAUUCAUGUGUCCUCAAUAUUCAAAGCACCAUAUCAACGCUCCCAUCAGUAACAAAUAUAGUUGUUUCAUUAGAGAAUAAAUCUGCUAUUGUAAAAUACAACCCGAACUUAAUUACCAUAGAUGUACUGAGAAGUGCCAUAGAGGCAGUGUCCCCACAGACGUUUAAAGUCAGCCUCCUUGACAAAUAUGAGAAUGUAGCACUUUUCCCUGCACUGGCGUCUCCACUGAAGUCUGUGAAGGAUGCUGGCCAGCCCCUUACUCAAGUCGUUGUGAUAAACAUCGAGGGAAUGACUUGCAAUUCUUGUGUGCAGUCUAUUGAGGGAGUCAUUUCCCAAAAGGCUGGUGUAAAAUCUAUUAAUGUCUCUCUGGCAAAUAGUAAUGGAAUUAUAGAAUAUGACCCUCUGCAGACAUGCCCAGAAGAUUUGCGAUGCUCUAUAGAAAAUAUGGGGUUUGAUGCUUCUUUGACAGAAAAGACAGGACCGCCUGCAGGAAUAACUCAGCCCACACCCAAAGAGCAGCCAGAAUCUGCUGUGCCUACCUCCAAAAUGUUACAGGGCUUUGUUGCUAAACAGGAGUCCAAGAGCUUGUCAAAGUGCUACGUCCAAGUCACAGGAAUGACAUGUGCUUCAUGUGUAGCCAACAUUGAGAGAAAUUUGAGAAGAGAAGAUGGAAUACAUUCAGUACUUGUUGCCCUAAUGGCAGGGAAGGCAGAGGUGAGGUACAAUCCUGCUGUCAUACACCCUUCAGCUAUUGCAGAGCUCAUACGGGAACUGGGAUUUGGAGCGACCGUGAUGGAAAGCAGUGGUGAAGGAGAUGGAAUUCUGGAUCUUGUUGUGAGAGGAAUGACAUCUGCUGCUUGUGUGCACAAAAUAGAAUCCACCCUCAUGAAGACUAAUGGUGUUUUAUACUGCUCAGUAGCUCUUGCAACCAACAAAGCACAUAUUAAAUACGAUCCUGAGAUCAUAGGUCCUCGAGAUAUUAUACAAGUGAUAAAGGAUUUAGAUUUCACAACUGCUUUAGUGAAAAAAGAUAGAUCUGCUAGUCAUCUAGAUCACAGACAGGAAAUAAGGCAGUGGAGAAGGUCUUUUUUUGUGAGUCUGGUUUUCUGUAUUCCUGUCAUGGCGAUGAUGAUUUACAUGAUGGUUGUGGACAGUCAACUCUCAGAUGCUCACAGACAUCUCAACAUGAGUAGUGAGGAAAUGGAGGCCAUUCACUCCUCUAUGUUCUUGGAACACCAGCUCCUGCCAGGACUGUCUGUUAUGAAUUUUCUGUCAUUCUUACUCUGUGUCCCUGUACAGAUAUUUGGAGGCUGGCACUUCUAUAUACAGGCAUACAAAGCACUGAAGCACAGAACUGCAAACAUGGAUGUGCUCAUUGUUCUGGCAACCUCCAUUGCGUUCGUCUACUCAUUUGUAAUUCUUCUAGUUGCAAUGGCUGAGAAAGCAAAAGUAAACCCUGUGACUUUCUUUGACACACCUCCCAUGCUGCUGGCAUUCAUCUCGUUGGGCCGGUGGCUAGAGCACGUUGCAAAGGGUAAAACCUCAGAAGCACUGGCAAGACUAAUUUCAUUACAAGCUACUGAAGCAACUAUUGUUACCUUGGGCCCCGAUAACAUUCUCUUAAGUGAGGAGCAAGUUGAUGUUGAACUGGUUCAGCGGGGUGAUGUUGUCAAAGUGGUGCCAGGAGGCAAAUUCCCAGUGGAUGGUCGUGUUAUUGAAGGACACUCUAUGGUAGAUGAAUCUCUUAUUACAGGUGAAGCGAUGCCUGUGACUAAGAAGCCUGGCAGCACAGUUAUUGCUGGUUCCAUUAAUCAGAACGGAUCGCUGCUGAUUUCAGCAACCCAUGUUGGAGCUGACACAACUCUUUCACAGAUUGUUAAACUUGUGGAGGAGGCCCAGACCUCAAAGGCUCCUAUACAACAAUUUGCAGACAAAAUUAGUGGCUACUUUGUUCCUUUUAUUGUGGUUGUCUCUGUGGUUACCCUCUUUGCCUGGAUUGUAAUUGGAUUUGUGGAUUUCGAAAUAGUAGAAAAAUAUUUUCUGGGGUACAAUAAGAGCAUUUCUGCAGCUGAAGUGAUAAUCCGCUUUGCAUUCCAAGCCUCUAUCACAGUCUUGUGUAUUGCAUGCCCCUGUUCCCUGGGGUUAGCAACCCCAACGGCUGUGAUGGUUGGUACUGGAGUAGGAGCUCAGAAUGGCAUACUGAUCAAAGGAGGAGAGCCGUUAGAGAUGGCACAUAAGGUAAAUGUGGUUGUAUUUGACAAAACGGGUACGAUUACCCAUGGCACUCCAGAAGUGAUGCGUGUGAAAUACCUAGUAGAGAGUAAUCGACUGCCACAUAAUAAAAUGCUGGCAAUUGUGGGAACUGCAGAGAGUAACAGCGAACAUCCCCUUGGAGCAGCAAUAACAAAAUACUGCAAAAAGGAACUGGGUUCAGAAACCCUUGGGACAUGUACAGAUUUUCAGGUAGUUCCAGGCUGCGGCAUUAGCUGUAAAGUCACCAAUAUAGAACCAUUGCUCUACAGGAAAAAUAAAAUGGUUGAAGAAAACAACAUGAGAAAUGUGACACUUGUAAAAGUUGAGGAACACGAGGAGGAAUUGGUGCAGCCUGCUCUGAUUAUUGAUGCUGACUUACCAACUGCAGUUACUUCUCAAAAAUAUUCUGUUCUCAUUGGUAACCGGGAAUGGAUGAACAGAAAUGGCCUUCUUGUUAAAAAUGAUGUUGACAAAGCCAUGAUUGAACAUGAGAGGAGAGGUCGCACUGCAGUUCUCAUAGCUGUUGAUGGAGUGCUGUGUGGCUUGAUAGCUAUUGCUGAUACUGUAAAACCAGAAGCUGAGCUGGCAGUCUACACAUUGAAGAAUAUGGGUUUAGAAGUUGUUCUAAUGACUGGUGACAACAGCAAAACAGCAAGAUCCAUUGCCUCUCAGGUUGGCAUCUCUAAAGUGUUUGCAGAGGUUCUUCCCUCUCAUAAAGUGGCCAAAGUGAAACAGUUACAGGAUGAAGGAAAACGGGUGGCCAUGGUUGGAGAUGGUAUCAAUGACUCCCCAGCACUCGCUAUGGCUAAUGUGGGAAUUGCUAUUGGCACGGGCACUGAUGUAGCCAUUGAGGCAGCUGACGUGGUUCUCAUUAAGGAUGACUUGAUGGAUGUGGUAGCAAGUAUUGAUUUGUCAAGGAAGACUGUCAAAAGGAUCCGGAUCAACUUUGUCUUCGCGCUAAUUUAUAAUCUUGUUGGAGUUCCCAUAGCUGCUGGUGUGUUCUUGCCCAUUGGUCUGGUUUUGCAGCCCUGGAUGGGAUCUGCAGCAAUGGCUGCCUCCUCUGUUUCUGUUGUGCUUUCUUCUUUGCUGCUAAAGAUGUACCAGAAGCCAAGUUCUGAGAAACUGGAGCUCCGAGCCCGUGGCCAAAUGAAGCAGAAGAGCCCGUCAGAAAUCAGUGUCCAUAUUGGAAUUGAUGACACUGGGACAGGCACUCGUAAGCUGAGUUUAAUGGACCGAAUCAUCAAUUACAGCAGAGCCUCCAUAAAUUCUCUCUUUUCCGAUAAGCGGUCAGUGAACAGCAUAGUUCUUAACGAACCAGAUAAGCACUCGCUGCUGGUGGGAGGUUUUGGAGAAGAUGAUGACACAACGUUAUGAAUGAUUUCCAAAAGGAAAAGAGAAAGGAAGUAACAAAAUGGAAAAAUAACUGAAACAACCUGGAAACUGCCUACAGGCUUGUGCAAGCAAAGAUCAUUUCUGGACGUCGUUACAGAUGCUUUUCUGCCUUUCUGGGGUUUAAUUUUAUCUAUACAGGUAUUUCUUUAAUGUAGAAAAUAAGUUUAUUUCCAAUGGCCUUCUAGUGUACUUUUUUUUUU
This is a messenger RNA of Lagopus muta (rock ptarmigan), 4893 nucleotides long. RefSeq names its product ATPase copper transporting alpha (gene ATP7A). The record is from RefSeq and is a predicted model, not a curated record. Bases 191 to 4675 code for a protein of 1494 amino acids. Gene Ontology annotation, cellular component: membrane. Gene Ontology annotation, biological process: copper ion homeostasis; monoatomic cation transport. The transcript is spliced from 23 exons. Gene Ontology annotation, molecular function: ATP binding; ATP hydrolysis activity; copper ion binding. NCBI's taxonomy places the organism in Eukaryota, Metazoa, Chordata, Aves, Galliformes, Phasianidae.